UCGUUUUCCCGCCAUCACUCGGUAUCUCAGUCGGAAGCUUAACCGCCACCUGUCUCGCCGGCCGCGGAUUUCCACCGAAUGACUGGAUGUCAUUCGCUGUCGCCUCCGGCUUGGCCCGGUCCUAUAUAUUCUAUUCCUCACUCGCACUCUCUUCUUCUUCUCCAGAGCCUUCCAUCAACUUCAGCGCCAGCGGCCUCUGCCCUUUUGAUGGUUCGUUGCGACUUUGCAAACCCUAGAUCCUUUCCAGUCAAAGAGAGCGCAGCGCAGAACUGGAAGAAGCCUUCUCGUCUCGUUGGUGAAAAAGUAGAGGUGAGGAGUUUAGAAGACACGGCUUUCUUGGCUCUUGGCAUAGGGGCAUUGUUAUCGUGUGUAACAACGGAGUUCGUCAUGUGUCAUGAUGCGUGUUGUUUUUGGUUCACAACAGAGGAGGAUGCAGAGGAGGAUUUUAUUUCUGAAAUUGGGUGAUGAAUUGGAGGUUGGAAUUGAAACAUUUCGUAUUACCCAUUAGGAUUGAGAUGGAUUUGACAGAGACGUGGGACCUGGUCGUAUAUUGAGCUAAUUUCUCAACGUGAAAAAAUUCCUACCAUCCCGUUUCUUUCAAGCAAAAUACGGCAAUUCUAGUUGCCUUCUGUGGAGGAUUCCAACAUGCGUGCGACCUUCUCAAGUGCAUUUUUGGCAUUGUUGCAGUCCUAAUAAG
Messenger RNA from Momordica charantia (bitter melon), 697 nucleotides. RefSeq lists its product as uncharacterized. Lineage: Eukaryota; Viridiplantae; Streptophyta; Magnoliopsida; Cucurbitales; Cucurbitaceae. The record is from RefSeq and is a predicted model, not a curated record.